Messenger RNA from Klebsormidium nitens, 1338 nucleotides. NCBI's taxonomy places the organism in Eukaryota, Viridiplantae, Streptophyta, Klebsormidiophyceae, Klebsormidiales, Klebsormidiaceae. The record is from the annotation of a GenBank genome assembly.
CUUCGAUCAAUUGAUCAAGAACGCGCAAGGUGUGCUGCUUAUCCUGGAGGUGCUCAGAUUUGCAGGCGCUUUUCUCAUGUUUCUUCAACGCAGCUUGUUGUUAAGAUCAGCUCUUGUUUCUCAACAAGCAUUCCUUAGUGUUCUCUGUCCUUACGAGUUUUUGCGCGCCAGAUUUGCUUCGGAAGAUGCGGUGGGAAUGAAGUGUACUACCACCACCUCGCCGUCACUCUCAACAAGAGCAACCUUCUGUGGACAUCUGCACACAGCACCUUUUGGUUUGUUUACUGGGGUGGCCCAUCUGCCACUGAUCAGGGCAUACGGACAUUUGGGACAGCAGCCAGAUCCAACUUCAUUGUUGGAACAGAGCUGCUUGUCUCCAACAACACGCGGCAAAGCCCCUUUGAUCAGGACUUUUGAGAUUGCAGCAGGCGCACCGGCCCAGGCUAGAAGUAGGUGCUUUGCAAGUAGGGCAAUGUUGAGAGACUGUGCUCCAACAGGGGGCGUGGCGCCAAGCCCACCACUGGCGCCCGCAGGCGUCACGUUUGUGUCCAGUGGGGAAGAUGAAACUGGCCUCUUGGCGCAGCUCCUUGUGCAAGUGUCAAAUCCUGGAGAUGUGAUCUGCCUCUACGGCCAGGUCGGAGCUGGCAAAAGUGUCUUCAGUCGGGCGUUCAUACGAGCAGUGGCAGCUGAUGCGAACCUGGUCGUGCCUUCCCCCACGUUUCUUCUUCAGCAAGUCUAUGAAGAUCAUCCUGGAACGCCUGUGCAUCAUUUCGAUUUGUAUAGAUUGACUGGACCAACUGAGAAUUUCGAGCGGCUGGGCAUGGAGGAGUCUUAUAAGACUGCCAUCAGCCUCAUCGAAUGGCCUGAGUGUCUUGGGAACAAUCUUCCUGAAGAACAUCUAGACAUCCACAUAGACAUGGCCCCUUCACAACCUGGUGACCAAGUGAUUUCGGUGAGCGAGCUAGCCCAGUUGUUGCAAAAUUCGGAACCGGUGCUCGAAAGCUCGUCGCGUCUACCAACAGCAACGUCAAGCAGACAAGUUGCUGACAUUAGUGACGACGAUUCUGACGAGGAUGACUUAGAAGAGGAUGCUGCAACGGAUGAGACAUACUCUGACAAACGGCCACGUCGAUUUGUAUUGAACCCUCAAGGUCAGAGUUGGGCUAGGAGGUUGGAAAAGCUGUUGGGCCGAAAACAAUCCUGAAAGCGGCAUGUUCUGCGGAAGCUUUGAAGUUCUGAAACUUCGGAUUUAUUGCCGCUUGCGGGAAUGAAGAAGUCGGCACCCGCGGUCGGGGCCAUCAGUCGUGCCUGCGACCUCAUUAAAGAUCUAUGAGUACU